AUGCAUUUCAUAAACCGUAGCCAUCAGAACCCAGCCUCUUUCCUGCUCAUAGGAAUCCCUGGCCUGGAGGCAAACCACUUUUGGAUUGCAUUUCCCUUCUGUUCCAUGUAUGCUAUGGCAGUGCUUGGCAACAUGGUGGUGUUGCUGGUUGUUCGUUCAGAGCCCUCACUGCAUCAGCCCAUGUAUCUGUUCCUCUGCAUGCUGUCCAUGAUUGACCUGGUUAUCUCUACUUCCACUGUGCCCAAGCUCCUUGCAAUCUUUUGGACAAAUGCUGCUGAGAUCGCCUUUGAAGCCUGUGCUACCCAAAUGUUCUUUAUUCAUGGCUUCUCUGCUGUAGAAUCUGGUAUCUUGCUAGCAAUGGCCUUUGAUAGAUACUUAGCCAUCUGUCGGCCACUACAUUAUGGGUCAUUGUUGCCCCCAGAGGCUGUAGCCAAGCUGGGAGCUGCUGCUGUGUUUCGUGGCUUGGGGCUUAUGACCCCACUCACUUGCUUACUGGCAAGACUAAAUUACUGUAGUAGAGUAAUAGCACACUCCUAUUGUGAGCACAUGGCAGUGGUAAAGCUGGCUUGUGGGGGCACAAAGCCAAACAACAUCUACGGCAUCACUGCUGCCACACUGGUAGUUGGUACUGACUCCAUCUUCAUUGCUGUCUCCUAUGCACUCAUCCUUAGGGCUGUGUUAGCCCUUUCCUCUAAAGAAGCCAGGGCUAAGACAUUUGGCACUUGUGGAUCCCAUCUGGGUGUCAUCCUUCUCUUCUACACACCUGGACUUUUUUCAUUCUACACACAGCGCUUUGGUCAACAUGUGCCAAGGCAUGUACACAUCCUUCUAGCUGAUCUCUAUCUUGUGGUACCACCCAUGCUCAACCCCAUCAUUUAUGGCAUAAAGACCAAACAGAUCCGUGAUGGAGCCAUCCGACUGCUAAAGAGGGGAGCUGUUGAAUCAUAA
Suncus etruscus (white-toothed pygmy shrew) is the source of this 948-nucleotide messenger RNA. RefSeq names its product olfactory receptor 52P1-like. Gene Ontology annotation, cellular component: membrane. Bases 1 to 948 code for a protein of 315 amino acids. Gene Ontology annotation, molecular function: G protein-coupled receptor activity; olfactory receptor activity. The record is from RefSeq and is a predicted model, not a curated record. Gene Ontology annotation, biological process: G protein-coupled receptor signaling pathway. The transcript has a single exon. Lineage: Eukaryota; Metazoa; Chordata; Mammalia; Eulipotyphla; Soricidae.